UGUUAAUUACAUACAAAUUAUGUAAAUUUCCAAUUGAAUUUAUAACAAAAGCACGGUCGCUGAAAUUGAAUAUCCACUGGUUCCGAUAGUCCACCAACCGUUUACCAGCACUGGCCUCUGACACCUCGUGUUUUUGUUCUUUUCUCCGCAUCGCCAUCGCCAGGCAAGAGUGCGCGCUAGAUUUUCGUUUAUUUAAUCGUUUAGCCAGCAACCAAGGCACUGCGAAAUGUCCGCAAUCGAGACCCUGAAUGUGGAGGCGGCAACGCCCGAGAUUGGCGAGGAGGUCAAGAAACAAAAGAAGCCCAAGCCGAACAACAAGAAGCUCCGCCAAGAAGCGGCAGCUAAAAAGGCCUCCGGAGAAGGCGUCGACGAAGAACUCACCACAAACGGAGAUGCCAAACCGGCAGCUCCGGCCGCUCAGCCGGCAAAGAAGAAGGGAAGCAAGGGCAAAAAGAGCGGUCAGACUGAUCCGCCUACCAUACCCAUUGCCAAGCUUUAUCCAGACGGCAACUUCCCCGAGGGCGAGAUCGUGGAGCACCCCACGCCCAAGGAUCUGCCGGACGAUCGCACCGCCAAGGACCGCUUCACAUCGGAGGAGAAGCGUGCCCUGGACCGCAUCAACACGGACAUCUACCAGGAGUUGCGCCAGGCGGCUGAGGCCCAUCGCCAGACGCGCCAGUAUAUGCAGCGCUACAUAAAGCCGGGCAUGACCAUGAUCCAAAUCUGCGAAGAGCUGGAGAACACUGCUCGCCGUUUGAUCGGCGAGAAUGGCCUGGAGGCCGGUUUGGCCUUCCCAACUGGUUGCUCUCUUAACCACUGCGCCGCCCACUACACUCCCAAUGCCGGCGAUCCCACCGUGCUGCAGUACGACGAUGUGUGCAAGAUUGAUUUUGGCACUCACAUCAAGGGGCGGAUCAUUGAUUGCGCCUUCACGCUGACCUUCAACAACAAGUACGACAAGUUGCUGCAGGCGGUCAAGGAGGCCACCAACACGGGCAUCAAGGAGGCGGGCAUCGAUGUGCGCCUAUGCGACAUCGGCGCCGCUAUCCAGGAGGUCAUGGAGUCAUACGAGAUCGAGCUGGACGGCAAAACAUAUCCCAUCAAGGCCAUUCGCAACUUAAAUGGACACUCCAUCAGCCCGUACCGCAUUCAUGCUGGAAAAACGGUGCCCAUUGUGAAAGGUGGCGAGUCCACUCGCAUGGAGGAGGAUGAAUUCUACGCCAUUGAGACGUUCGGCUCGACGGGUCGCGGUCUGGUCCACGACGACAUGGACUGCUCGCAUUACAUGAAGAACUUUGAUCUGCCGUUUGUGCCGCUGCGCCUGCAGUCAUCCAAGCAGCUGCUUGGCACCAUCAACAAAAACUUCGGCACCCUGGCCUUCUGCAAGCGCUGGCUGGACCGCGCCGGUGCCUCAAAGUACCAGAUGGCUCUCAAGGAUCUGUGCGACAAGGGCAUUGUGGAGGCCUAUCCGCCGUUGUGCGACAUCAAGGGCUGCUACACGGCUCAGUACGAACACACCAUUAUGCUGCGACCCACCUGCAAAGAAAUCGUUUCCCGAGGCGACGACUACUAGUGGGACGAGGAUCCGGAUAGUGACAGAUUUUCGGCGAUGUAUUGCUUGCAUUAUAUACGGUUUUUGAUAUAAGUUCAUUCUAUUGUUGAUUUUUUGUGAGCAUGCGCGAACCGAAUUAUAAAUACAGUGUAUUAUGCUCAGUA
This is a messenger RNA of Drosophila yakuba, 1716 nucleotides long. It is a transcript of the gene und, whose product is annotated as methionine aminopeptidase 2. Lineage: Eukaryota; Metazoa; Arthropoda; Insecta; Diptera; Drosophilidae. The transcript is spliced from 3 exons. Gene Ontology annotation, molecular function: metalloaminopeptidase activity. Bases 227 to 1573 code for a protein of 448 amino acids. Gene Ontology annotation, biological process: proteolysis. The record is from RefSeq and is a predicted model, not a curated record.